Molecule: messenger RNA, 2273 nt
Organism: Ceratotherium simum simum (southern white rhinoceros)
Lineage: Eukaryota; Metazoa; Chordata; Mammalia; Perissodactyla; Rhinocerotidae
Gene: CHRNA4
Product: cholinergic receptor nicotinic alpha 4 subunit
Biological process (GO): monoatomic ion transmembrane transport
Cellular component (GO): postsynaptic membrane
Molecular function (GO): acetylcholine-gated monoatomic cation-selective channel activity; transmembrane signaling receptor activity
Source: RefSeq, a predicted model, not a curated record
CCUCUUUCCCCCCUCCCCCUCCUCCUCGCCGGCUGGAGGCGGGCAGGUCCGGGCGGGGCCGCGCCGCUGAGCCCACAGCCCCGUGCUCCGGGCCCGGUCUCCACCGCCGCGUCCCGCGGGAGGAGCGGCCGAGCCAGGCCCGGCGGACGGAGCAGCCCGCGCGGCGCGGGGGGCAUGAAGUUGGGUGCGCGCGGGCCUCGGAGCGGGGGCGAGGCGGAGCCGGGAGCUGCCCGCGUCUAGAGCCCCCUCGGUGCGCCAUGGAGCUCGGCGGCCCGGGGGCGUCAACGCCGCUGCUGCUGCCGCCGCCGCUGCUGCUGCUUCUGGGGGUCAGCCUCCUGCCCGUGAGCAGCCAUGUGGAGACCCGGGCCCACGCGGAGGAACGGCUGCUGAAGAAACUCUUCUCUGGCUACAACAAGUGGUCCCGGCCCGUGGCCAACAUCUCAGAUGUGGUCCUUGUCCACUUCGGCCUGUCCAUCGCCCAGCUCAUUGACGUGGACGAGAAGAACCAGAUGAUGACGACAAAUGUGUGGGUGAAGCAAGAGUGGCAUGACUAUAAGCUGCGCUGGGACCCCGCAGACUAUGAGAAUGUGACCUCCAUCCGCAUCCCCUCUGAGCUCAUCUGGCGGCCGGACAUCGUCCUCUACAACAACGCGGACGGGGACUUUGCAGUCACCCACCUGACCAAGGCCCACCUCUUCCAUGACGGGCGAGUGCAGUGGACGCCCCCCGCCAUCUACAAGAGCUCCUGCAGCAUCGACGUCACCUUCUUCCCCUUCGACCAGCAGAACUGCACCAUGAAGUUCGGUUCCUGGACCUACGACAAGGCCAAGAUCGAUCUGGUGAGCAUGCAUGGCCGCGUGGACCAGUUGGACUUCUGGGAGAGCGGCGAGUGGGUCAUUGUGGACGCCGUGGGCACCUACAACACCAGGAAGUACGAGUGCUGUGCCGAGGUCUACCCGGACAUCACCUACUCCUUCGUCAUCCGGCGCCUGCCCCUCUUCUACACCAUCAACCUCAUCAUCCCCUGCCUGCUCAUCUCCUGCCUCACCGUGCUCGUCUUCUACCUGCCCUCCGAGUGCGGCGAGAAGAUCACGCUCUGCAUCUCCGUGCUGCUCUCGCUCACUGUCUUCCUGCUGCUCAUCACCGAGAUCAUCCCGUCCACCUCGCUGGUCAUCCCGCUCAUCGGGGAGUACCUGCUCUUCACCAUGAUCUUCGUCACGCUCUCCAUCAUCAUCACCGUCUUCGUGCUCAACGUCCACCACCGCUCCCCGCGCACGCACACCAUGCCCGCCUGGGUCCGCCGGGUCUUCCUGGACGUCGUGCCGCGCCUGCUCUUCAUGAAGCGGCCGUCCGUGGUCAAGGACAACUGCAGGCGGCUCAUCGAGUCCAUGCACAAGAUGGCCAGUGCCCCGCGCUUCUGGCCCGAGCCCGAGCGGGAGCCCAACUUCGUGAACGAAGUCUGGAGCCAGGGUCCCUCGCCCACUCCGUCCUUCUGCGGCCCCCUGGACCAGACGGUCAAGCCACAGCCUGCCUGCAAGUCGCCCUCAGACCAGGUCCCUGCUCUGCAGCCCUCAGAGGCCGAGAAAGCCAGCCCUUGCUCCUCGCCGGGCCCCUGCUGCCCACCCACCAGCACCUGGGCCCCAGGGCUUGCCAAAGCCAGGUCCCUGAGUGUCCAGCACAUGUCCAGCCCCGGGGAAGCGGGAGGCGGUGUCCGGUGCCGGUCGCGGAGCAUCCAGUACAGCGUUCCCCGGGACAACACUGCCUCCCAGGCCGAGGGCCCGGCGGCCAGCUCCCCUACUCUUCUGAAGGCCACCUCCGCCGAGCUCCCCGUCCCAGACCAGGCCUCUCCGUGCAAAUGCAAGUGCAAGAAGGAGCCACCCGCGGAGUCCCCAAACGCCAUGCUCAAAGCCCGCGGCACCAGAGCGCCGCCCCGGCACCUGCCACUGUCGCCAGCCCUGAUGCGGGCGGUCGAGGGCGUCCAGUACAUCACAGACCACCUGAAGGCGGAAGACACAGACUUCUCGGUGAAGGAGGACUGGAAGUACGUGGCCAUGGUCAUCGAUCGCAUCUUCCUCUGGGUGUUCAUCAUCGUCUGCCUGCUGGGCACCGCGGGCCUCUUCCUGCCUCCCUGGCUGGCCGGCAUGAUCUAGGAGGACGGAGGCCGGGCGUGGCCCAGGCACCUGCAGGACAGGGGCAGCGUCUGCAGGGGUCUGUGCCUGGCUCUCCACACUGUGGGGUCACGCCAUUGGCUGCAUUGUCCCCCGUCUUCCGUC